UUGUCAUUCAUGUCUCAAUGCAGUACUAGAUCGAUAGCGAAACGAAGGCCAAACCAAAACAAACAUCUGUCACCUUUUGUUGUGAUUUUGCGAAAAAACUGCUGUGUUCGCACUAUCACACAACAAUGGACACUCUCGAAGUGGAGGAUUUUGACUACGGAGAGUUGAAAAACGACACUGCUUUCAUCAACAAGAAUGAAACCCUGUCGCAAUGUAUCGAAAGGAUCCGGCAAAAUCUAGUCAUUGCCCGAGAGGACUACAAAAACUAUGAAAGUUUCACGCUGGAAGAAAAGGUCAAAUAUGAUCUGCACAUUUCGUACAGCAUCAAUUCGCUGUACUGGAUGUACUACAAAAUCAUUGGAUUGGAUCCAAACAAGCACGGAAUCAAAGAUGAACUGACACGCAUCAAGGCGGCCAUGGUGCGCGAGAAGGAAAUAUACGACCACCGAUACAAUCGGCCAACGCUGGACCAGGGAGCCGCCAAGCGGUUCGUUCGGGCCGGUCUGUACGACCACAAGAACCGGGAUAAACCGAUGGACAAGGCGGACCCUCCGCCGAACAAGAAGAUCCGCUUCGAAGACUAGUGGGGCAUGCAAUGAUAUUGCUAAAAAAACACGCUUCCUGGGGGGUACAAAUUUUCUAUUUCUUGUAAAUGUAAAUGUAGCGUCUCUACACAUAUACGGUAGAGCGGAUAUACUGUUGUUAGAUGUAGUUUAUCCAUUUUUGGCGUCAAAAAUGGUUCCAAUUAUGCGUUUCUGCUAUUUUGCUGAAAUUUGAUUUAAGGAGGUCUUAAUAGUAAAACGAACCAGCCUUGGGCUGAGAGUUUCCUUAAUGAAGCAAAUAAAUAAAUGAUCUUAAUAGUAAAUAUAUUAUCUAAAAA
Messenger RNA from Armigeres subalbatus, 880 nucleotides. RefSeq names its product nuclear nucleic acid-binding protein C1D-like. The coding region runs from base 126 to 584 and encodes 152 amino acids. Gene Ontology annotation, molecular function: DNA binding; RNA binding. The transcript is spliced from 3 exons. The record is from RefSeq and is a predicted model, not a curated record. Gene Ontology annotation, cellular component: exosome (RNase complex); nucleolus. Gene Ontology annotation, biological process: maturation of 5.8S rRNA; regulation of gene expression. Lineage: Eukaryota; Metazoa; Arthropoda; Insecta; Diptera; Culicidae.